UCGGAUCGUCGAUUCGGUUCCGACUCACGUGGGGCGUAUCUCCUGGAGCAGUCCAGAAGUUACCAAGGAUUCCUCACUACAGCCAUGACGCUGGAAACAGAGUCUACGACGGUGGCGGCACGUCCGAUUCUGUGCUUCCAGCACUGCUCGAGGAAGGCACAUAUUCUGUGUUUAGCCCUGCCGCUUUCGUGUCCCAUAUGCAAUAAAGCCGUGGAUACAAGCAACAAGCUGCUGCUUCAACCAUCUGUGAUCCCGUCGCCGUUCGCUUUCGCCGUGUCUUCGCCGUGUAGCGUAGUGAUAAAACCCUCGAAAGGCUCCUUCUUGUCGUGCUUGACCACCUCAUUGGAUCUUCACGCUGGUCUGACAGAUUCGAGAGGCGUAGUCCACGAAUACGACAGACGCGGGCUGACCGUAGGCUCUGGUGACUGGAGACAAUGUGUCACCAUACCGCUCUUCUUGUCUUCGGAUUCGUGCGAUCCGACGGUGGACUCGAAUUUCUGGGACUAUACGCUCGAAGUCACGAAAAACAGACAGUGGUGGUCCCGAGAAUGCUACGAUGACGACGAUCACAACUGUUUCACUUUCGUUCUCGACUUCGUUCGAACACUUCAACUACCGACGUUGUCGCAUCUUAAUCGAACGCAGUUUUGCAGCCAAGUCAUCUGCCCGAGAAUGAAAUCCGUUGCCAGAUAUGUGACCCUCUAUAGGAAACUAGAAGCUGAGAACGUUUACGUUAAGAAACUCACGGAUUGA
Molecule: messenger RNA, 753 nt
Organism: Galendromus occidentalis (western predatory mite)
Lineage: Eukaryota; Metazoa; Arthropoda; Arachnida; Mesostigmata; Phytoseiidae
Product: MKRN2 opposite strand protein
Exons: 5
Coding region: 85-753 (222 amino acids)
Source: RefSeq, a predicted model, not a curated record